This is a messenger RNA of Psylliodes chrysocephalus, 306 nucleotides long. NCBI's taxonomy places the organism in Eukaryota, Metazoa, Arthropoda, Insecta, Coleoptera, Chrysomelidae. The record is from the annotation of a GenBank genome assembly.
AUGACGUCUCAAGGAGCAGAUGUUAUGGAUGUAAUAAGUCAAUAUUUGGAGAAACAUGGACUUAUGUGGCAAAAGCUUGCGGGAUUUUGUACGGACGGUGCUCCUGGUAUGCUUGGUUCCCCUUCUGGUCUUGCAGCGUUGAUAAAAACAAAAAAUCUAUCUGCAAUUACGACGCACUGCGUUAUUCAUCGUCAAGCAUUAGCUGCCAAAACGCUCCCGGAAUGCUUUACUAUUGCGAUGAAAACAGUUAUAAAAGUAGUUAACUUACUUAACAAGAGUGCACUUAAUACUCGUCUCUUCAAAUGA